This is a messenger RNA of Dreissena polymorpha, 2444 nucleotides long. Its product is annotated as rho-related protein racA-like. The record is from RefSeq and is a predicted model, not a curated record. Bases 25 to 1833 code for a protein of 602 amino acids. Lineage: Eukaryota; Metazoa; Mollusca; Bivalvia; Myida; Dreissenidae. Gene Ontology annotation, molecular function: protein binding; GTP binding; GTPase activity. Gene Ontology annotation, biological process: small GTPase-mediated signal transduction. The transcript is spliced from 11 exons.
UUAACGUUCAAAGAAUUGAAUGCUAUGAUAGACAAAAUUGUAGAUCCCAUAAUGCAAAACGUGAAACUUACGGUUGUGGGAGACGGAGCAGUAGGCAAGAGUUGUCUCCUCAUUGCGUACACGACAAAUAUGUUCCCUGGGGAAUACAUCCCCACCGUGUUCGACAACUACAGCGCCAAUGUCAUGGUGGACGGCAAACCGGUCAAUCUCGGUCUGUGGGACACAGCCGGACAGGAAGAUUACGACAGACUUAGGCCAUUGGCGUACCCACAAACGGACGUGUUUUUCGUGUGUUUUGAUCUUAGCAACACUACAUCAUUUGAAAACAUCGAAUCAAAAUGGCUUCCGGAAGUCCGACACUAUUGCCCGGGUGUUCCGAUUAUAUUGGUGGGAUGCAAAGCAGACCUUCCUAAAAGAGUGUCAAUAGACGAUGUUAUGUCGUUAGCCAAGCGAUAUGGGCUGAAAUACAAGGAGACCAGCGCACUUUUACAGUCUGGACUGAAGGACUGUUUUGAUCAAGCGAUCAGGGAAGCUUUAGUAAUGCAAACAAAACCCAAGAAAACUAGAGGAUUGUUCGGUUCCAAGAAGGCUGGGAAGACGAUACCUGAUCCACCCGUGAUGCCUCAGACAGGCUUUGCUCCGAGCAUCGAGAUUAUGACCUCCACGUUCGACACCGAUUGGUACCGCAUGCUUCAGGACCCAAAACACUGUGACGUCACGAUUGUCCUUGGCGACAAACAUCGCCUGGAUGCGCAUUCAUUGGUUCUAUGUGCAGCCUCAAAAAUGUUCGCCAAAGUUUUAGGAGUUUCAAAGCCGAUAAAGAACAAUCAAAUGAAGGAAAUCAACGCGAUAGACAACUUUACGUACGAACAGCUGAAUUCUGGUGCCGUACAGGGCAUCGCUGCAGUCUACAAGAGGGAUGAUGAUGACACGACCAAGGGUAGCCCCACACGAGGCCACACGUUGGUAGAGCUGAGUGCAGACAUAUCUGCCAAGACAUUCGUGAGAGUCCUUGAGUUUUUGUACACAGGCUUGCCACAUUUUCCCGACGCCAGUGAGGCUAGCGAGGAGGAGAUAAAAGAACUCGACCGCGUGGCGGCCAUCUUUAAGCUAUCCUACCUUCAAACCAUCUGCCAGAACAUGCUGACCGAGCAGGAGUUCCUUAACCCCAGCAUAGGAACCUACCUUAGUAACGAAACAGGUGCCAGGAUGAAAGAGCUAUUUUUCAACCAAGCGGAAGGCGCGGAUGUCAUGUUUGACAUUGAAGGUUCCAAAGUGUAUGCCCACAAGUGUGUGUUGACUGCAAGAUGUGAGGUCAUGGCGGCCAUGUUUGGCGGGCACUUCAUGGAGAGCUUCUCGAAGAAUCUUACAGAGAUUCGUAUUCCGAACACCACAAAGGAAACAUUCGUUGCCUUUCUAGAGUAUCUGUACACCGACCAUUCCCCCAUCGAGGACUCAGACGCCGUCGGCAUCAUGGUGCUAGCCGACGAAUACGGACAGAAACGGCUCGUGAAUUUGUGCGAACUGUACAUUACCAAAGAAGUGGACAGAAGCGUCAGUAAACGGAUAGAAAAAUCAGAAAUCGACGUCAUCGGCAUUCUCCUGACGUCGCAGACCUUCAACGCAGCACAGCUAGAAAAGUGGUGUCUAUUCUUUAUAUCUAGCAACUAUUUGGCUUUCGAGAAGAGGCCUGAAUUCCCUUUGUUGAAGGGUGAAAAUCGAAAACACGUCGAUGAAAACAGAUGGCCACCAGUGUCCUACUUAAAGGAGAUUGAAGAAUACGACCGGAAGUACGGUUCAAAUGCGGGAAAUAAUGGAUGCUCUGUUAUGUGACGUUGCCAAAAGUACAAAUUGUUGGGACAAUGGUGAUAUGGCGAACGUGGCUAUUCAUAUUUAGAAAGCUGUUCGCGUGAAUUGAAAUAAACAAAACCAACUUGCUGGUGUGUGCAGUUCUAAAUGUGUUUCGGCUUAAAUAGUUUGUCUUAGUGUCUAAAGUGGAUAUAGUGUAUUACGUGAAAAAGAAUUCUUCAACAAGUCUAAAGAAGACGAAUAUUCUUAAAACUGUAAUGUUCUGAUUGUAUAAUGCAGUUCAAUGUGUCACUGAUUCAGCGCCUCGUUUUACACAAUUCUGCAUGUUGACCAACUUAUUUUUGGAAUAUCGGUAGCAACACUUGAAGACUGUAUAUAUUCAAAUGCUGAACACAUUCUAUAUUCUAAAGCCAAGUUAUUUGUUGGUGAAUACGUGCCCCGAGUUUUCUUGAACUUAAACAAUAUACAUUUGUGUUAAAUGGAUAGUAUGCAUUAUAAUACCAUAUUUUGCAAAAAUGACAUACUUUUAUAAAAUUGGAUGAACUAACACAAUAGGAUUUGUGUAAUUAACAUUACAAUAUUGUAUGUACAAAAACAUAUGUAUACCUGAAUUUAAAUUAAUAUUUAUUUUGUAU